Messenger RNA from Ostrinia nubilalis (European corn borer), 356 nucleotides. RefSeq lists its product as uncharacterized. The transcript has a single exon. Bases 87 to 263 code for a protein of 58 amino acids. NCBI's taxonomy places the organism in Eukaryota, Metazoa, Arthropoda, Insecta, Lepidoptera, Crambidae. The record is from RefSeq and is a predicted model, not a curated record.
CCAUCCGUGUCCCAACAACCCUUGACAUCUCAGUUGUCAUAUUUAGAACUGCACAAGAGAGAGAGUGACAUUUAAAAAGUCUGAAAAUGGCGUUCCUUAUGAUGUACCCCGCUGUAGCAGUCCUUUCGUUAUUUGUUCUGAUGGUGAUCAUCUUGAUACUGCGCUUCGGGGCGCGCUGGUGCAAGCUCCGCCACACCACCUUCUCUGAUCAAGAGUACUGGAACGAUGAUGAGGCGUAUGAACAGAAAGUGUCAUACGCUUGAUCAGUCAUGUUUAUUGUGCUCUUUAUCAUAAUCAAAAUUGAUAAACAAAACUUGACACCUUAAAAAUAUUUCUGUAAUAGAUACUUAAAUGUC